This is a messenger RNA of Ylistrum balloti, 5198 nucleotides long. RefSeq names its product transmembrane protein 45B-like. The coding region runs from base 162 to 1013 and encodes 283 amino acids. The transcript has 2 exons. NCBI's taxonomy places the organism in Eukaryota, Metazoa, Mollusca, Bivalvia, Pectinida, Pectinidae. The record is from RefSeq and is a predicted model, not a curated record.
UUAGUACUAAUAGGUGUUCGCAACGGUUGCCAUGGUUUGACGAGGCUCCCAACCAGGGGCGGUUGUCCCGACAAUGUAGUGUUCUAACACGAGCUGAUAAGAAUGGUUAUGAAGCAAAGUUUAGAACUUGUGCCUCUCUCUGACAUCUAAUCUGCACAAACAUGGAUAUUCCAUUGGUUUUGUCAGGAUGUUAUUUUUUUCCCAUUGGAAUCUGGUGGCUGUUUCAAGCAACCAAGAAAUUCUUUUACUGUAAACAAAGAAGAAUCGAAUUUGUCAGUGCAAUUUCCUAUCCAUGUUGCCAGUCUUGCCAAAAGUGGCCUGUAGAAGGCAGUUUAAAGUUGAUGAGUUGUCUCAUCAUUAUGGCCUACUGUUUUGCAUCAUCAACUGACUUUGGUAGAGCCGGUAAAAUAACCAGCUACAGUGAUUUGAGUCAUGGAACAGUAUUUGCUUUUUUCGUUAUUUGUAGUGCCAUAGAUCUGACAAAAUCUAUCUGUGGGAAACUAUUUCUGGAAGAUUUAGACUACGCAGCACUGGCCUUGACCUUUGGUGUACAAGGCAUUCUGUACGGAUUCCAUGUUCCAGAUCUUCAUGCUGAGGAAUGGACAGUCAACACACUUAUGAUGAUGUCUGCAUUUGGCUGUUGUAUCACUGUCAUUGUAGAAAUGAGGAUGCGUACACAGAUCUUUUGUCCACUUCUGCGUGGGUUUGGGCUAAUGGUGCUGGGCACAUGGUUCCUGCAUUCCUCUUUAGUGUUGAUGGAUCCUCUCACCAUAAAGGGCAAGGUUGAAACUCACGACAUGGUUAUCUCCCUUUCCAUGUUCUACUCUUGGCAUGUGGCGGUGAAUUUCAUCCUGGUGAUAUGUGGCUGGAUCAUAACAUACAAGCUCAUGACUCUAAAUAAAUGCUGCUGCGUUCCUAUGGGGAUGGAGACAGGGGGAGAUGCUAUAUUCCUGGAGAACCGUAUUCGAUUUGACUACCAUAUGCUCGACCGACUUGAUUCAGAUAUAGAUUAAGGCACCACUGAUGGGCUUUCAUGGAGGUUAUUCCAACAAAAGAUCUAUAUCCUACUUCUGGACUCCAGGUUUUGUACAGGGGUAACACCCACAGAAUUUGAUUGAUUAUUUACAUGUAAAUUAGUGAUAGGGAGAAAUCCAAACCAUGAAUAUAUGUUAUUUACAUUGGAGUCCUGAGUUCAAGUAGAUGUUUUACUGGAAUAAUUAUCAGGUAUUAUUUGAGAAUUCUUGAUACAAUUUUAAAGAGCAUUUAUUAAAUAUUGUUAUCUGAGAGGAAUCGUCUUUUAAAAAAUGUAGGUCAGAUAUGCUAUUUUUACCAAUGAUAGUUUUUUAGAAGAUAGUUUUUUCCUUCUUUCUGAAAUUCAACAGCAACAUAGUAGAAGCAAGUCAACAUGAGUAAUUAUACAGAUAUACAUUAUAAAUGAUAUAUUCCAGCUUACUUAAACAUAUCUAUAAUUAUCACACAUGUCAUUGUAAUCAGGUAUAUGAGGGUGCUUUCCUUUAUUUCUUUCAUCAUUGACAAUAAUUUUCAGCAUGGUAUGAAUUCCCACUUUGUUAGUUAUCCAGUGUUAGGGUUUAACGUUCCUUCACUUCGGAUCACUAAGCAAUAGUACAAAUAAUGUAGGUUAGGUAACAUGAUUACCAUUAAUGAGGUAAAAUGUGUAAAUAUAUGUAAGACCAAAUCCACUGAAAUUUUAAAUUUCAGUAGCGGAAUUGGUCCGAGUUAAGUGACAGAACCCUGUAUUUGUUUCUCGUUCCUCAGUUCUGCAUGUGACCUGUAUUAUCUUUUCCAGUAUUACAAUACACAUGUUACUCUUUGUCUUAGAUUUAAGUGGAAAUUAUCCAAAGAUCCAGUCAUUUCUGGGACACAAAUACUUUCAUGUAGGAUUUAAUCUUAAGUAAUGGGGCUCAUUAAAAUGAUUUCUCAUUGUAUUUUGAAUUCACCUGAAAGAAUCUCCCAAAGAACAAUGACAUCUGAUUAUCAUUUGAAUAUACACAGACUUAUUACCAAAAGGGUAUUUCUGAAAGUGGUGUGAUUACAUUGGUGUUAUGUUGUACUAUCUGUACAUGUGAUAAGGAUGUCUGUGCCAUUGAAUAUCAGUAUUGUGAUAAAAUAGAUGUUUACAUUUUAUUUAUAACUUUGCAAUUGUCAUAUUACAUGAUUUCGCCGAUUCAUAAUACUAGAAAUUAUUUUUGGGAUUGUUCAGUUUAAUGUUAUCAUUCUAAAUUUAGACUUCUGAAUUUUAUUUUGGUUUUUUUAUUUGAUAUACUAUCAAUUUGUACCAUGCAGAUGUUGUCAGUUUUGUAUAUUUUUUUUAUUUUGUACAUAUUUGAUUGUCACAACUUUUAAUGAUUUUGCAUAAUAUUUUGUUGAUGGGUGAUGCUUAUAUACACAUGUCUAUAGGCUCACUUUGUAAAGGGUAAACAUGUUUUGUAUGCAUGCAUUUGUAUGAUUACUUUUUAAAUAUUUUGUGAAUUACGAUAAUUUUGUUAACAUAUACAUGUAUUUUUGUUGUCAUGUUUUUUUUUAAACAUUUGUUGUACUGUCUCGAAGUACAAACCCACCUUUUAUUUUGGGCCUCCUAUUAUACAAUAAGCUUAGACAUGCUUAGUUCAGGAGCCUUUCUGGAUAAGAAAAUUGAUCAUGAAAUCUGCUAUGCUUUCAAGACUUCACUAACAUACUUGAAUGUGAUCAUGUCUAUAACAAAACAGCAGUCCAAAGGAACAUAUAAAUGUCCAGAAAACACCGAGGGUCCGAUUUAUUGAUCCAAUGUUAAUGAGUCCCAUAUUGAUUAUUUGUAAUACAUGUAUAUAUUUUUACAUAUUGCAUGAUUUCUUUUAGGUUUGGAUUGUCAAUUUGUUUGGUUUUUUCUUGCCUUUUGUAAUAACCUUUUAAUUUUUCAUUUUACUGGUGUAUACAAAAAAUAUACACAUUAUCCUCUAUACCCCUAAGUCCUGUUCCACCGCCACUAACAACACAUAUAUGCCAAAAAACAAGUUUUUUUAUCAUGACCAGUACAUAUUUCUACACGUUCUAAUUUAUACUUGUAAUCUCAGUAUAUAAGCAUGGUAAUACCCUGUACAACGACUGACAUUAAUUGAAUCUCAUGUCACAUGUCUAGUCAGCAGUUACUUCCCCUUUGCUUGGUUAUGAAUGAAUUCAAUACUGUAUAAAGAGUACUUGUAACAAGAUCUCAGUGUAAAAUCAUACAUAUUUCCUGAGUUAAGGCUACAUAAUAUCUAUAUCAGCAAUCAGUAACACAGAAAUUAAGAAAUUAUUGUGACAUCACAGUGAAAAAUGUAAAAAAUAAUUUUACCUUCUUAUUUGAGUUACUUCCCUUUCCAUAAAGGGUAUGGAAUAUCCAAUAUUCCACCGUCAUGGUUCUGAGGGUGCCUGCAAAGCCAUGGGUAUAUUACAGGUUUAUUUCUAUGGUUGACAAUAGUCCUGUACAAUAUAAACAUAAAAUGUGAAAUUUAAGACAAAUUGCAAGUGAAUGGUGUUGGUAAAUGUUUAUUUAUUUUCUAUCUAUUUGAUGUUGGAUGGUUUCUAAACAUAUCAGCCUCACUUGUUUUAGAACAUUUGAUGUGUGUGGACUGGGCCACAUGGAAUAUAAAACAGUUUAUCACAGAUUCUUGUAAAAAAAUUUGUGGAAACACUUGUUCAUUGGAUUUUCCAUUUACAAAUAAAUUGUGAGGUCAUGAUAUGGACAAUUACAUUGCGUCAUGAAUUGACAACAGCACAACAAAAUGGCUGCCUCUGUUUGAUUCUAUCCCCAACAAAAAAUUGAACUUUUCUGAAAUAUGGGAUAAAAGUAUGUUAACAAUUCGUUGUCAUUUCGUGAGUUUUUAUGAAACUUGUCAUCAAGGCUAGCUAAAAUAAAAACCUCUAUGAUUUGUUUGAUAAAAUCUCAUAAGAAAUUAAACCUCAAUUAAGACCCUAUGUUAAGAUCUUGGUUUGCAGUGGCUUGAUCCUUUGCACAUCUAUAAAUCAUGUAAUCUGUGCCCUGGUGGCAGCUUGCAGGCUAAUGAGCCGACCAGCUAUGAUUUAAGAAUAUACUGCUGGGAAGUCUGGCUUCAGGAAUAGUUACUUUUCCUUUUAUUUAUUGAGAUUAAGAAGGUAGUAUACAGUACUAAAAAUUCUCCUGAAAAUUAGCAAAUAAACUACAACAUACUUGUACAUACAUAUAUGCAAGUGAAUCUUGGAAAUGUUCUCCCACAACAUCGAUAUAUAUGUAAUGGAUUACAUUAUAUGAUAGAUUUUUCUGGUUCUAGUCCCCAUAUCAAAAUGCUUUUGAUAUGUUAUUUGAUAAGGUUGUGAAGUUGUAGGUCUGUUGUCAUAUUAAUCCCAUAAUUCAUGUUAAAUGUAUUUACAUAGAACUUUUUUUUCUCUGGAUAUAAUCUGAUACCAAAGGGAGAUAAUCUGAUACCAAAGGGAUAUAAUCUGAAACCAAAAAAUAUUUUUUCAGGUAGGUCAUUGAAAGUGCUCAUCUUGCCAUAGAUAUUCCUACAUAUUUAGUAAAUAAAACAUCUCUGUAUACAAUCACUGUUAUUGAAAUCCACUGUUAGAUUUUAAAGUCAUAACUUGCCUGAACAUCUGUGCAUAUGUAGUUGCCUUGAAUUGGCUAUCAUUAUUUUUAGAUGAAGAAAUCCAUGUAUUGUUCAUGUUAGUGCUAAUGUUUUUUUCUGAACAAGACCGACAUGUUUUUGAUGUAGGCAUGUCAUUGGAGAAUGUUGAUUUGUGAAGGUGAAUGUUUCGUAUUCAGUUUAAUUGAACUGUAGUACAAUUUUGUAGUUGUAUUCUUAAUAUUUUUUCAGUAAAAAAGGAAUUUUUCAAUGUUUUGUGAAGAUGAGAAUAUAAAAAGAAAUCAAAUAUCAAUAUACAGCAUUGCAGCAUUGUUUGAAAAUGCAAAAAAAUUUGGUUCCAGUAUUUUUAAAUUGAAAGACACAGUGAUCCUUGUUAGGGAAUAUUUAGAUAUUUUACAUGUACAUAUGUUGUAUUGAAAUAUAUUUAGACAAGAGAGAAAUUAUUUACUAAGAAAUUCAGCAUUAAUAUAAGUUUUAACAGUGGGUAAAUGUUUCCAACAUUAAGUUAUCAACACAGGUCUUAUUUUGCUUUACAUGAUGUACAAUGUAUGUUAUAAAUAUAUAUAUAUAUUUCAGCUCCAAAUAAAUUGUUGAGAUUUC